AUCCCAGUGGAUCCCAGCCGAUCCCAGCCGAUCCCAGUGGAUCCCCUCUCCCCAGGUCUCGGCGCUGCGUUUCGGGAAGGAGGUCGACAGCCGCUGCCUGGCCCUGACGGCCUCGUACCUGCGGGACCCCCCCGAGGGACCCCGGCCCAGCUGCUCCUUCUUCCAGGAGUUCGAGGCCCGGGGCCGGCAGAGCCCCCUCCCCUUCGGGGUUCACAACCUGGACGAUCUCCGGGCGCUCGGGCGCCAGCGCGGCCUCUGCCCCUACUUCAUGGCCAGGAGCUCGGUAAGGCACCCCAAAGU
Molecule: messenger RNA, 300 nt
Organism: Pyrgilauda ruficollis (rufous-necked snowfinch)
Lineage: Eukaryota; Metazoa; Chordata; Aves; Passeriformes; Passeridae
Product: general transcription and DNA repair factor IIH helicase subunit XPD-like
Exons: 2
Biological process (GO): transcription by RNA polymerase II; positive regulation of mitotic recombination; nucleotide-excision repair
Cellular component (GO): nucleus
Molecular function (GO): ATP binding; damaged DNA binding; DNA helicase activity
Source: RefSeq, a predicted model, not a curated record